This is a messenger RNA of Tricharina praecox, 4254 nucleotides long. RefSeq names its product ABC-2 type transporter-domain-containing protein. Bases 1 to 4254 code for a protein of 1417 amino acids. The transcript is spliced from 5 exons. The record is from RefSeq and is a predicted model, not a curated record. Gene Ontology annotation, biological process: transmembrane transport. NCBI's taxonomy places the organism in Eukaryota, Fungi, Ascomycota, Pezizomycetes, Pezizales, Pyronemataceae. Gene Ontology annotation, molecular function: ABC-type transporter activity; ATP binding; ATP hydrolysis activity. Gene Ontology annotation, cellular component: membrane.
AUGAGUGGCCGGCACGGAUCGGUCUUCAGCCCCAAGAAGCCCUCGCCGGACGAAGAAGAGGGCGAGGCCUCCGCCGACACCACGCUGAUCGACCUCGAGGAGUAUCUCCAGAACCGAUCCCGCGAGCGCGGCAAAGAGGCGGGAAUAAUACCCAAGAAGAUUGGCGUUUCCUUCCGCGACCUGACGAUCUCAGGGUACGCCGGCGCGGGCUGGGUGCUGGUCGAGACGUUCCCGCAGAAGCUGCUCUCGCUGUUUGGGUGGGAUAUCGUCAAGUAUGCGCAGAGGUUGCUGGCUCCGGCGCCACAGGAAAAGCCCAUCAUUCAGGGCUUCAGUGGUGUCGUCAAGCCCGGGGAGAUGUUGCUGGUUCUGGGGAAACCUGGGUCCGGUGCUUCGACUUUCUUGAGGGCGUUGACGAAUCAGCUCAGAGCUUAUACUAAGAUCGAUGGCGACAUUAACUACGCCGGCCUGCCUUUUGAGUUGGCUCUGGGACAGUUUAGAGGAGAAAUUCUCUACAAUGACGAAGAGGAUACACAUCUGCCAACCUUAUCGGUGGAGCAGACCCUUCGAUUUGCGCUGAGGGCAAAAACACCACAUACGAGGCUUCCAGGAACCUCUCGUAAGGAAUUCGUCUCGGAGAUGCUGAACCUCUUCGCCACCAUGUUCAAGAUGAAGCACGUCCUCAACACCAUGGUAGGCAACCAGUUCAUGCGGGGAGUCAGUGGCGGUGAGCGGAAGCGAGUAUCGAUCAUGGAAGCCUUGGCCUCGCGGUCGACCAUCAAUGCCUGGGAUAACAGCACGAGAGGACUCGACAGCUCCACUGCCGUCGACUACAUCCGCUCUCUGCGGAUCCUGACCAGCAUCCAACAGUCAACCACCAUCGUAACCUUGUACCAAGCCGGAGAGCAGAUCUACAAGGAGUUCGACAAGGUGUGUCUCAUCCACGAAGGCCGUCAGAUAUUCUUUGGUAAAGCCUCGGAGGCUCGUCGCUAUUUUGAGGAUUUGGGAUUCGCCGCCACUGCCCGCAUCACCACGAGCGAUUUCCUCACCACCAUCACCGACGCAAAGACUCGGCGUAUCCGCCCGGGUAUGGAGGGCAGAGUACCGCUCACAGCCGAGGCCCUCGAAACAGCAUUCAAGAGCAGCAAAUUCUGGCCCGAGUUGCAGGCCGAACUGGAGGCAUACGAUCGGGAACGGCAGGAGACCUCGGCGGCAGACACGCGAGACUUCAGACAAGCCGUGGUGGCUGAAAAAUCGCGGCGUGCGCCCAAGGGAUCGCCCUACACCGUCUCGUUCCCCAUGCAGGUAUGGUAUCUGACCAAGCGGGAGCUUCAGCUGCAACGACAAGAUGUCAUUGCGCUGCGAAGUAAACUGAUCAAUGUCGUCAUCCUCGGCCUGUUGAACGGCAGUCUUUUCUACAACAUCAAGCGGACAUCGGAAGGUGCAUUCUUCAUCGGCGGUGUGCUCUUCUUCAAUAUCAUCAUUGUUUCCUGGAUGCAGAUCUCGGAGACUAUCUUCAUGGUCAUGGGAAGAAACAUCAUGGCGAAACAGAAAGCCUUUGCGUUUUACCGACCGGCCGCUUUGAUACUCGCCCGGACGCUCGCCGAUCUGCCCUUGUUGGCUGUUCAGACUGUGAUCUUCACUCUCAUCCUUUACUGGAUGGCUAAUCUUGUCGCCGAUGUUGGCAAAUUCUUUACCAAUCUGUUGUUUGUCUUUACUACCGUGAUCUGUGUUACCGCGUUCUAUCGCGUGGUUGGUGCGUUCAGUAGGGACAUCAACAUCUCCAUUCGACUUGCAUUCAUCGGACUCAAUGUCAUCGCCCUGUUCGCGGGUUACAUGCAGCCGUAUCAGGCCAUGAAGUCUUGGGUGUACAAAUGGAUCUACUGGGCCAACCCAUUGAUGUACAGCAUGGAAGCCGUGAUGGUAAACCAAUUCCAUGGGAUGGAGCUCGAAUGUUCACCAUCCCACAUCAUCCCGGGAAUCCCCGGAAUAUCUACGGCGAACCAAGCCUGCAAUCUGGCCGGAGCGAGACCUGGCUCCCUGACAAUCUCCGGAACGGACUACAUCAAGACCUUCGGCUACGACCCAUCGCACCUGUGGCGCAACUUCGGCGUCCUUAUCGCCUUCACCGUUCUCUACAUCAUCGUGGCCAUGCUCGGAGUCGAAUACAUGGAUUUCGGUGCUGGCGGAGGGUCUAUCAAGAUCCUUACGAAGCCACCGCCUGUCGCAGCCGAGGAACCUCCCACUGUCGAAGAGAAGCAGGAGUCGUCGGCACUGGCAAACGACACCGAGAAAUCGAUGGAUAUCACACGCCGAGUCACCACCGUCAAAGCUAAGGGUUCGUUCUUCACGUGGAGAAAUGUCGAUUACUCUGUUGGAGAUGUACAGCUCCUGCACGGUGUCAACGGCUACUGCAAGCCUGGCCGUCUGACUGCGCUCAUGGGCCCUAGCGGCGCGGGAAAGACUACGCUGCUGGAUAAUCUGGGCAUGCGGAAACGUGUUGGUGUCAUCUCCGGAGAGCUGAGGAUGGAUGGAAGGGAACUGGCGCCGGACUUUGGGAGGAGUACAGCAUUUGUGGAGCAGCAGGAUGUUCAUGAUGAGAUGUCGACCGUAAGAGAAGCAAUGAGGUUCAGUGCCCUCCUACGGCAACCGGCGAGCGUUUCGAAAGAAGACAAGUACAAAUUCGUGGAAGAGAUCAUCAAGCUCCUCGAGCUCGAAUCACUCGCCGAUGCGAUCAUUGGGUCGCCGGGGUUCGGACUCUCGGUCGAGGAAAGGAAGCGGGUCACUAUUGGAGUAGAACUAGCAUCUGCGCCUUCCGAGCUGUUAUUCCUGGAUGAGCCAACAUCUGGGCUGGAUGCCAACGGUGCACUCUCCAUCGUCCGGUUCCUCAGGAAACUGGCAGAUGAGUCCGGUAUCGCAAUCUUGGUGACGAUCCACCAGCCGAGUGCUGUAUUGUUCCAGGAGUUCGACGACUUGCUGCUUCUGGCGCGCGGCGGAAAGGAGGUCUAUUUCGGACCGAUCGGAGACGCUGGCCAGACCGUAAUCGACUAUUUUGAACGCAACGGAGCAGCCGCCGCACCCGCAGACGCGAACCCCGCGGAAUACAUACUGGAUACAAUCAGGGUUCCAGCCGGGCCUCAGGGCUGGACGGAGACCUGGGAUUCCUCGCCGCAGAACAGCGCGCUGUUGGAGGAGAUCAAGACCAUCAUCACCACCAGAAAGAACAUUCCCCUAUCUCGCGAGCUGAGAACCCAGGAGUACGCCAUGCCGCUGUCGACCCAGAUAGUGGCCUUGACGGAACGAGUCUGGCUGCACUACUGGCGCGACGCAUCCUACGGCUACUCCAAGUGUUUCUCGGGCCUCUCGAUGGCCCUCGUGGCCGGUGUGCUCUUCCUGCAGUCCGGCAAUAGCGUCAUCGAGAUGCAAUCGCGCACCUUCGCGGUGUUCCUCGUGCUGAUCCUGUCGCCCAUGAUCCUGACGGCGGUGCAGCCCAAGUUCCUGCAGCUCCGCACGCUCUACGAGACGCGCGAGCGAAACAGCAAGAUCUACUCCGCGCCCGCCUGGAUCACGGCGAUGGCACUAGUCGAGAUCCCCUACGCCAUCCUGAGCUCCGUGUUCUUCUUCCUGCCGUGGUACUACAUGAUCGGCCUGCCCAACAACGCGUCGAUCGCGGGGUACGUAUUCCUCUUCAUCAUGCUAUUCAACAUCUGGAUUCCACACAUCGCCAUGUGGAUCGCGGCGGUCUGUCCGGACCUGACCAUCGUCAACGUCGUGAACCCGUUCAUCUUCAUCGUCAACAACGGCUUCACGGGGAUCCUGGUCACAUACUACGCCCUGCCAACAUUCUACCGUUCCUGGCUCUACUGGGCAAACCCCCUCACCUGGCUGACCCGCGGCCUGCUCGCAAGCAUCAUGCACGAGCUGCCGGUGCGCUGCUCCGCCGCGGAGCUCGUGCGCUUCACGCUCCCCGCUAACACCACGUGCGGCGCGUUCGCGGGCGAAUGGCUACAACAGGCCUCGGGAUAUAUCGUCGAUAUCGACGCGGCUGAUGAGUGCCAAUACUGCAUCUUUGAAAACGGUGAUGAGUACUUGAAAACUAUCAACGUCCAGUUCGAAAACAGAUGGAGGGACCUCGGAGUCUUUUGUGUGUUUUUGGUCACGAAUUUGGUACUCGUGUACACGCUGUACUGGGCGUUUAGGGAGUAUAGGUGGAGCAGGCUCUGGGCGAGGGUUAGGGGGCGGGAGGUGAAGAAUUGA